Messenger RNA from Aspergillus caelatus, 3928 nucleotides. Its product is annotated as DENN (AEX-3) domain protein. NCBI's taxonomy places the organism in Eukaryota, Fungi, Ascomycota, Eurotiomycetes, Eurotiales, Aspergillaceae. Gene Ontology annotation, biological process: regulation of Rab protein signal transduction. Gene Ontology annotation, cellular component: cytoplasmic vesicle. Bases 608 to 3376 code for a protein of 922 amino acids. The record is from RefSeq and is a predicted model, not a curated record. The transcript is spliced from 2 exons.
GCCCCUCAACCCCUUUACUGCUACUUACCAACUCUUCAGGGUCAAGAUCAACUCCCUGGUCCUGUCUUUUUCUUUGCUCCUCCUCUCCGUCCUUUUCUUUUCUUGUUCCGUCCCGUCCCUCGUCUUUCCUUCCCCUCCUUCUUUCCCUCACCUCUCUUUCAUCACCACCCCCGGAGAGAGAAAGAGUGUGUGAGAGUUCUUCACCUCGCCUCAACACGUCGGUUCUCUUCUCGUCGGGACGUGCUACAUAUCUUGGGCAAUGCUCGCCAAGUCGAUAAAUGGGCUGUAAUUGAGUAUUCGAUAUCCGGUUCCGCCCAUUUGCCCCUACUCGUUCCUUCGUUACAAUUGGGUUGUCGGUCGGUCCUUCGUUUCGCCUCGCCCUUUACACCCUCUAGCAGUGCUACGUUCCCUCGUCGAUCGGAUUUCGGGUCUCUCCAACUGAAACUGCCCUACGAUCUUCCUACUCCCUUUCCCGUCAAUUAAUUUUUAGUAUCGACCAGGUCUCGACCCCAGUAGUAGUGAGGCCCGACCAAAAAAGCACAAAGAACACCGGAGAUUACAUACACCCAAAAACUCCAUACUCGUUACUUGUUUAUAUAUUUCCAUCAUGCCUCCGUCUCUGAGAGAACAGUCUUCCUCCUUUGCCCGGCCAUCCACCCGAGACCGCCCGGCCACCCGCGACCAAGGAGAAAACUCGCUGGUCGUUCCUAGUCGCACCUCCUCACUUCAUUCCCGCAUCACCCAGCCAAUCCCGUCACAGAUGAACGCGAAACCGGCCCAGCGGACGCCCAAAACCUUGACCCAUGCUUACAUGGUCUGUGGUGUGGGCCGUGAACCCUCCCAAUGGGUGAGGGCGCCCGCACCCGAGCAGGGAAAAAUUGGCCAUAUGAAAGGUGCCGUGGGUCAAUUUUGGUUGCCGGAGAUCUUGGGCAGCAGCCCCCGGUUGGAACAAGACAAUGAGAUUGCUAAGUCUUUGCACUCGGCAAUGAGGGCAUGCUUCCCCCACGAUGUUGAGAUCUGCACAGGCAAGACCCAGCCUCAUUGUAUACACCAUGCUUUCGUUUUGCAGCAAGACUCCUCCCACACUCUCUACGGUAUCGCUCUGCGGGUGUGGUCAAGGGCCGAUGACAAGCGCGCCGAGACCAUUCGCGAGCUGCGCAAGAAGACCGAGCCCGACUUCUACGACAACCCGGAGGAGACAUAUUGGAUCCCAUAUUGCUUGAGCUUUCUGUCGAGAUACCCGUUGUACGACCUGCUGGGUGAUUACCUUCGAGGCAUGUGGAUUCACUGGAACAAGGCCACAAACCUGUUCCACGCCGAGGAGGUGUCCCGAAUCCUCAGCUUCCCUGCGCCCCGCCUUAACGACCUUGUUCGCAUUGAUAUGAAGGACUAUGCCUUGUGCUACCAAUUUCCGUCAUCCCCUACAGGGUUCCAGAACUUUGCCAUGUGGCCCCUGUUUAAUUGUUUGUCGAUUCCGAACAUUGUUGGGGUUAUUGAGGCUGCUGUGUCACCGACUCGUCGCAUCAUUUUCGUGAGUCAUUAUUCUGCCAUGCUGACAAUUGCUGCCGAAACUAUUCGGUACUGUGUUCGAGUCUAUGAAUGGAGUGGGCUGUAUGUCCCAGUGGUUCACGCCCGUCACAUAAAAGACCUGGUUCAGGAGCCUGGGCCUUACAUUCUUGGUGUUACCGCGGAGUGUCGGACAUUGUUUAACGCGCCGAACGACGCUCUAGUUGUGGAUCUUGACCGGAAUUUUGUGCUCACUUCCAGCCCACCAAAUGUUUUGACGCCAGGACAACGUACCAAAUUCAUCAACCGCUUGACACAGGCUUUGAACGGCGAUGUCUCCCCAUCAGGUGUGCCGAACCACCUCCGGUCUGCAUACGCUGGUGGUAAGCUCAUCCCAGCUGGUCAGAUCAUUGUGAUGAGAGGAGAGGUCGAGAGCAUCCAGGAUCCCCAAUGGUGGAACCAGGAUGCUGUGAUGGGCGUCAUGGACCAUGUAUGUGAGAAGCUGGGUCGCAACACUGGCGUCAAGGCCAUCUUUGGCGGCUCUGUGAAGAAGCCCCUGAUGACCAAGGUGUCUACCCGUCAUCUCAACGAGAUUGUGCGCGAGCGGAACCAAUACUCCCGCGAUGCUAUGGAGGCUUGGCAGGAUUUCAUUAACCUGAAGGGUCGCAUGGACACUGAGCUGAGCAAGGUUACCAAGCGUAACAACUUCUUGGUUGAGGAGUUGGAGACCUGGAAGCAGCAGUUCCUUAAAUUCCAGGCCUUUGCAGAGCAGCUCACCAAGGAGACCUCCGAACUCAAGGUCAAGAUUGAGAAUCACAAGCGUGAGAACCGUCGCCUCACUGGCCUCAUUGACCAGCAGAAGGAUGAUGUGGCCCGCCUUACUCUUCGUUUGUCUGGCACUGAGAAGCAGCGGGACGAUGCUCUUGAAGCGUUGGUUCUUCAACAGGAGAUUGCAGAAGAACUGGAGCGCGAGCGUAAGCGUAACCAGCAGGAGCUGUCAUCCUUGCAGCACAGUAAUACAUCUCUGGCUCGGCAACGUGACGAGGCUCAACGGGUGGUUUUGCAUCUCCGUAGCCUCAUCAAUGGACAAACCCACCAUAUGGAGCACAUCAUCCGCUCCAUCGGUAGCGAGGUCGAUAUUUCUGAGUUGGCAGAACAAGAGGCGGCCGAGGAAAGCAAAGAAUUCAAGGAGAACAAGGCAGCCGAAGCGACACUGGCACCGGCACCAGAGCCUCGGAGAAAAUCGAGCACUCCUCGUCUUGAUGAUAACCGGGCUUCUAGGGUUGUGAAGGACAUGAGCCCCGAACUGGAACAGCAUCUCCUAAACAUUGGUAAUGGGCACAACCGCUCUCUCGCUCGUCUUAGCAUAACUGAUGUUGCAGAUCGCUACCUGCGGGACAAGACCGACGCGAUCUCCGACAUCAUCCGCAGCAUCAGCGAACAGUGCGCUGCUGCCGUGGAGGGCCUGCACUUGGCUCAAGAUGCGGAGGAUGAUGACUCAGAUGAGUCUAGCAAGACACUGAAUGGAAACAGACUGGCACCCGAGGAUCAGUCUUCAAUUCGCGAGGGCAGCGAAAUGGGCGACGUCGAUAACUCCCUUCACGCCCGCCGGGGCUCCAGUGUUCCUCCCACACCAGACUUGGUACAUAACCGGUCGAGCACCUCAAUGUCCAUGGUGAGCAAUUCAACCUUUCCGGAAAGGUCGAGCCAACAGUAUGGACCAGGUGAGGUGCCCACCAGGAUAGUUGAGGAUGAUGAUGAGCACAGCCAUGAGACCGAUGGUCUUGAUGACCAGACUGAGACCGGAACUCUGUCUAAGCAGACCAGCGAGGAUCUCAUGCGGUCGAGCACUUCCCGGCUGGUCGCUUAAAUUGCCCAUCGCCCCGAUGAUGCAACGCUAGUUUCAACGACUUUGACACGAUCUCUGCUCCUCAUCCUCUUAGUUAGAGCGAGUUGUGCAAUGGCAUUGUUUUGACUUUUGCUUUCGUCUUAUUCUUUCCCACCUUCCGUUUUGGAUAUUCCCACUGUCGCCUUUUCAGCUUUGGUGAUCGCUUUUCUGUCUUAUUCAUUUUAUUAUCUAUUUAUUCUUCUAUUGGCGGACUUAUUUUCUUCUUGUCUGUGCUGGGAUGGAUCGAUUGUCCUGUUAUUUCUUUUUCUCCAUCCGCACCAUUGGCGUUUCUAACUUCAUUUCUUUCCGAGACCAAGCGGUCAGGACUUUUGUCUCUUUAAGUCAAUUUUUUUCACGGCAUCCCAUGUGGGACCACCACACUCAUUGUGUUUCCUUGUUGUGGCACAUAUAUUUCCUUUUGUCUAUAGUUUUGAGUGGGGCUGCUUUGAGAGCUGCUGUAGUCCAGGAUAUUCUGAAUUGGACAAUGUCUACCAUUCGGUAGAUUGAUUGAAUUCAAAUUGUUUAUACAAGAAA